Messenger RNA from Camellia sinensis, 2488 nucleotides. The record is from RefSeq and is a predicted model, not a curated record. Lineage: Eukaryota; Viridiplantae; Streptophyta; Magnoliopsida; Ericales; Theaceae.
ACUAGUGACCAUAACACUGAUCUUAAAACACAGCCACGAAUUGGAUAAGAACAAAAUGAAUGAUAACUGGUAAGAAAACAAACAUCAGAAAAAAGAUAUUUUCUACUCCACAAUCCUAACCAAACACCUCAUGCCAUUGUCCCACAGUCCAUAGUCCAUAAAAACGAAACACAUACCUCAACCGUCGAUCAUGCCUUGCAGUGAAACCAUCUCAAGCGUUGAUCCCACCCAUCACUAUGCGUCUUUCAUUUCCGACUCCAUCAGAACCCAAAACCUCAAGCUAGGGAGACUCCUGCACUCACACCUGAUCAAAACCGCGCUCUCCUUCAACAUUUUCCUCACCAACCAUCUCAUACACAUGUUCUCCAAAUGCAACUCCAUAGCCUGUGCCCAGAAAGCCUUAGAUGAUCUUCCAAUCAAGUACACUCACUCAUGGAACGCCAUGAUCUCAGCCCAAUCUCAAAUGCGUCGUUUUGUCAGCGCUCACAACCUGUUUGAUAAAAUUCCUGAACCAAACCUUGUUAGCUAUAUUGCCUGAUUUCCAGUCUUCGCAAUCAUGGGUUUUACAGGGAAUCAAUGAGUGUCUUUAGAAGAAUGCAAAAACAGUAUAAUUUUGUGUUUAUGGAUGAAUUUACGUUCGGUAGCGUAGUGGGUAGUUGUGUUUGCUUUGGUGCACUAGAAUUGUUGCGCCAAGUUCAUGGAGUGGCUGUUGCGAUUGGAAUGAAGUUUAAUAUUGCAAUUUAUAAUGCUUUGAUUGAUGCUUACGGGAAAUGUCACGAUUCUCCUAACGCAUUUUUAAUUUUUAAUCAGAUGGGAGAAAGGGAUGUUCUGUCGUGGACUUCCAUGGUUAUUGCUUAUGCCCGGGCAUCUAGAUUGGAAGAUGCAUAUCAGGUUUUUAAUCAAAUGCCUACCAAAAACACAGUUUCUUGGAGUGCUUUAAUUUCGGGGUUUGCACAAAAUGGGUGCGGUGAUGAAGCUCUGGAUCUUUUUGUGCAUAUGCAAGAAGAGGGCAUCUUCCUACCCAAUGCUUUCACUUAUGUUGGUGUUCUAAGUGCUUGCGCCAAUCUUGCACUUCUUGAUAGGGGGAAACAACCUCAUGGACACAUUAUUAGGAUUAUUAAUGGUGAGGAGUUUAAUGUGUUUUUGUUCAAUGCUUUGAUUGACAUGUACUGCAAGUGUGGAGACAUGAAAUCUACUAGGACAUUAUUCGAGGGGAUGCCUGAAAGAGAGAUUGUUUCUUGGAACUCACUAAUAACUGGAUUUGCUCAAAAUGGGAAUGGGGAUGAAUCGCUUAAUGUAUUUAAAAGGAUGACAGAAGCAGGCAUAAAACCCAAUCAUGCCACGUUUCUUGGGGAGUUGUCUGUUUGUAGUCACGCAAGUCUGUUACACGAAGGACUCCAAAUUUUGGACUCAGUGGUAAAGGAUUGCGAUGUAACACCAAGAUCAGAUCACUAAUACAAUCGUGAUUGAUUUACUCGGAAGGAAAAACAGGCUCAAGAAAGCAAUUGUGUUGAUUGACAGAACUCCUAAUUACAAUGAAUUACGGCCAAGUUUGGCUACAAAGAAAAAAGUGCACUUAUUUCAUCUUUUUAUCUUUUUUGGGUCACAUCAAUCAACAUCUCCUCUCUAUUUUUUCUACACAUAAUACAAAAAAAGUCAAAAAGUGCACUUAUUUAGUCUUUCCAAACUAGGCCAAAUUGUGUUGGGAUGUGAGGUGCACUUUUGGGCGUUUGUCGGAUCCAUGGCAAUUUGGAACUUGCUUGUAGGGCAAGUGCAGCUUUGUUUGAGUUGGAACCUCAAAAUGCUACAAGACAUAUCAUGUUAUCCACCAUCUAUGAUGUUGCUAGCUAAUGGGAUAAUGCUCGACAAGUGAGGGCACAAAUGGGGAGAGAGGGUUUGAUGAAAGACGUAGCAUAUAGUUGGGUUGAGAGAAGGAAUUCAAGACAUCAAUUCGUCGCCGAAGACAAGUUUCAUUGGGAGAUAGAAGAAAUAUGUGAUUUACUUGACAGACUAGCAGAUCAGAUGAAGGAUGCUGGAUAUCUACCCCAUGAUCUGAUUGAAUGAAUGUUGUUCAAACUCUUUAGUUCACGUACCUUGCCUGCCUCAAGCUUUCUGGUGAAACUGGAAGAUACUGAUAAAAAUUUGAAAAAAAUUCACUGGGAAUUCCUCCAAAGGUAAAAUUACUUUUCUAAUAGUGAAUGUGUGGUGGCAUGGGCUACCAAAGAAAACCUCUUUGCGUGGAAGUGUUUAGGUUGUUUGCCUAGCUUCGCUCUUGGCAAAGAAAAGCUAAGAACAUUGAACAAGUGGAAUUUGGUAAGCACUGAACCCACUGGAUGAAAAUAGUUUUUGAUAAGGGGAAUUCUAUACCCUAUAUGGUAGUUGUAGGAGAGGGUUCAAGAAAAGAGUUGAAAAAUUCAAAGAUCUUCGAAGAUCCUUGAAGAACAAUUUCGAAUUCUCUAGAAGAUGAUGAGAGGCUUAGAUUCUUCAA